AUGCGUCCGAGCAACACAGGCGGCCGAGCUAUCGUCGUCCCGACCAGUCGUUUUUCAUUCAGCGGCCACGUUGAUUCAGAAAACAAGGGAAAAUGCUCGGUCCAGCCGGAAACCUCGGCUCUUAAGUUCACGCCGCUCGAAGGGCCCCCGCCGCCUGGAACCACUGACAACGACGUCGGCGGAGCCUCUUCUGAAGACUUGCCGAAGAAGACGUCGCUGGCCGAGAAACGGCUCGGCGGCAAGGAUCCGCCUCUCAUGCAUAUCACCAUCCCUUCAGGUUCUUUACAACCCUUUUUCAGUGUCCGUUUUAUUGGCGCCACGAAUGGGGUAUUGAGAGGCUUGUGAAGAAGUGAAGUAUAGGAGCCUUGCAUGAAUAAUCAAACCAUCUGCACUUUUAUGGAACUCUCACUAAUUGCCUUCGAAAUGUUGAUGAAGGCCUAAUUCACCAUUCUCUUGACAGCAAGAUGAUAAGAACCAAGGUUCUUAAGCUGAUUAGUCUGAUUAGAAGUAAAAAUUGACAGUUCGCUCGGAAAUCCUAUUAAACUUGAUUAACCAUACAACUCUCAGGAUUAUAAACAAAUUUUCUUCCCCUUGAAAUGGUAUUUUUCCCCCCGAGUGAGUCUAAUGAGCUUUCAAAGCAAACUGUUCGGUUCUUAUCAUUUCGGAGUCAUUGAAUUCAUCAAAAUGAUCCAAUUUUGAAUCGAAAAAUUUUGUAAAACACUGCUCUUCGACCCUGUUAGUUGUACUGCAUGGGUUCCUUGGUUGAGCGAACAACGGAGGACUUUGGAGAGACUUAUGAGCUGAAAAAAGAAAAAAGCGAGAGGAUGGGUUUGAAGUGCGCCGAGUGUAUUUACUGCUUUAAGCACCUAUUCGCCGAAAAAGCUUUCUUUUCUUUUCCUUUUUUUCUUCUGCCAAGUCUUCGUCAAUUCAGAAGCAGAAGACGUCGAAGAAAAAAAAUUAGGAAGAAAAUGGAUUAUCAGAAGAUAUUUCCCGGGAGGUCAAAACAUGUUCAGAUCUGCCAAAAACGAACAAAAAAGAAAAAAAGAAAGAGUUUUUGUUGGUGGUAAAGUAAUUUGAAAACAUGUGUUGUCUGCAAAAGCUCAGACCUUUAUCAUCCUCAAAAAUAGACUAGAGAGCAAUGCCAAAAAAGGAGGCUGGAAUGUCUGUCAUACGUUUUUUAAAAAAUUAUAUAUAAUAGGUUUUUUUUUGAAUUUAAACUAGUUGAUUUACAUGAUAAAAAUCUAAAUUUCCAAUUUUCAGAUGAAGGCGGCGAAAGGAUACCACUAUGUGAGCAACACUCGCCCCUGGCACUUUACGAGGUUUUUUAUUCAUGUUUUAUUCUUUUUUGCGAAAAACUUUUUGGACUAUCUUUGAGUUCAAAAUCUCAUCAAAUUCCUCAGAAAAUAAAGAUAAUAUCUAUCCUGUUUUUGAGCUGCUUGCUCAACCGUGAAUGAACUAUGAGAGCAAUAUUUUGCCUCUUUCCCAUUUUGCCUCCUUCCAAAAUACUCGAAAUAUAUUUCGAAGCACACGAGGCAAAAGGUUCUCAAAACAUGACGCAAAGCGAAAAGAGUAUCGGUUACAUCGUUAGAUUGCACUUGUCUACAACGAAAAGACGAAGAGAAAUUUGUUUAUUAUGAAUUUGUCCCCUGGGGCGUUUAUUGAGAAGAUUGAUGGUCUGGCGUUCCUUAGAUGCCGCCUUCCUAUUUGAUUGAUUUUGAAGAAUUUUUUAAAUGUUUUAAAAAAAACCUUUGCUCUCGAGAAAAUUUUAAAUGAAUUUUGAAAUAUUUUUCAGCAAGACUAUGACACACAAGGGCAGAAAAUUGGACAGAUGUUGCGCAAGCUCUCCGUCUACAAUGCAACAGAAGCCACCAGCGCAGAAGCUGACGCAAAACCAAAAGUAAGUCUUUUUCUUCAAGCCAUUGAAACUUCUUUCAAAAGAAAAUCAAAACUUCUUAACAGCCCUGUUGCUUUGAACCUUUUUUCUCCUUUUCAAGCUUGUCGUUGGUUGAAAAUGCGACUUUUUAUUGGUAUCCGAAGCGCAGACGAAGUUGCGAAAGAAGUGGCUGAGACUCCUAACCGAAUUUUGUUCUACUCCUUCGAAUCCCUCAAAACUCUUCUCACCGGACAAAAAUACUUUUUGUUUUCUUUGAGAAGGAACUUUUCUAUCAGAAAGAAAUGAAAAGCAUAGCAAGGUUUUACUUGUGGAAAAUAUUUUUGCAACAAAACUUUUUUCGACGAUUUCACACAUCCGUGCGCAAAUCAAAUAUCCUAAGAUGACGUAAGCCAGAUCAGCAUAAAUUUUCCUACGCGCAAAAACAUGGAAGGUUUCUUCAGGGCAGAGGGAGGGGGAAGAGAGAAGAAAAAGAACUGAAAUUACAGGCGGCAGCGGCGAAAAUGGGCACGAUUAUGGGAGUAUUUCUACCGUGCUUACAAAACAUUUUCGGUGUCCUUUUCUUUAUCCGACUCGCCUGGAUCAUCGGCACGGCCGGUAUCCUUCAAGCCUUUUUCGUCGUCCUCACUUGCGUCUCAGUCGUUAGUUUUUAAGAAAAAAACAUAUUUUCAGUAAAAAUGAGUCAUUAUUCAAAAAAACGCCACAAUUCAAAUCUUUCAUUACGUGUCAACCAAAAAAACCGGAGCUUAAAAAGUCUUUUUCAAACACUAAACUAUUAGAAUCCCAAAAAAGCUUUAUAACUGUCUUUUUUUUUAAAAUCUCUAACGGAAAAUUUUAAUAUGUCCUUUUUUCAUUUGUCCCGAUGAUUUUAAAUACUAAAAAGUUCAUAAAUUACAUUUCCUAAACAACGAAAAUGCUUUUCAGACUUUUCUCACAUCAAUCUCGUUAUCCGCGAUCGCCACGAACGGUGUAGUACCAUCAGGAGGGCCCUACUACAUGAUUUCUCGAAACUUGGGCCCAGAAUUGGGCGGAGCCAUCGGUAUUCUCUUCUACUUGGGCACUACUAUCGCCGCUUCAAUGUACAUCACGGGUGCCGUUGAAAUUAUGUUGGUGGGUUUUUUGGAAGAUUUGGAACACUUUAGGAUGAAAAAAAAAGAAAGUUUGAAGAGGAGGUAGGAGAACGGCAAGCUCUUGAAACUUGAGAUCACAGAAAAACCGAGGUAGACACACAAACAGACAAUUAACUAUUAAUAGCGACAUGCGAGACCAGAUCGAAAAAGUUCCGUAAUGGAAGCUUUUGACACUUCCAGAGAACUUCAAAUCUCUCAGUAGCACAGUAAGAAGAGAACAAACACGGGAAGGAGAACUGUAGGGGAUGAGUCAAUCUUGUUGACUUUUUGACGCUUUUUAGGACGAAAUGUGUUGAACCAACAGAUAAAAGACGUUUGUGAAUGAGAUAAUAAAAACAAUCUCUUCACUUUUCGAUUUCAUUUGAACUUCGGACUUAUCAGUGAAGAAAGGGAAAUCAAAAAGGAAUGAAAAAGUUUUCGUUCAAAACAACUGUUUGAAGUAAAAAGAGAUCUUAGGGCGAAAUUAUUGUUGAAAAAAUCUGAUGAGCAAUCUUUGGGAACUAGCUUCAAAAUUUUGAAUUUUUUUUUUAAAUACAAAAACCAAUGGCUUUACUAAUCGAGUUUCAAUAGAAAAAAAGGCCAAAUUUAGUUUCAGCAGUUUUAAUUUCAAUUCGUAGCCUAAAUCAGGUAUGCCAAUUGACUGAAAAUCAAACUUUUCACUAUUUUCAACUUUUCUUCGAAGUUUCCUCUCGUUGAAAAAAAUUUAAUGCUUCAAAACUAUUUAAAAAUAAACGUUUCACCUUUUUUUUUCCCAACUCAUUAUCGAGUUACAGUUGUACCUUUGGCCGGAGGGAAAAAUUUUCGACUCGUUGUUCAACAACUACCGUCUUUACGGGUCCGUCUUACUCGUCGCCUUAUCUCUCAUCGUUUUGGCUGGCGUCAAGGUAAUUUUUGGACAUUUUAAACGAAUCUCAAUAAUCUUUCCAGGUUGUGAACAAGUUCGCUCUACCGCUAGUCUUCGUCGUAGUUUUCUGCAUCUUCUCUGCAAUAAUUGGAGCUUUCAUUCGAUGGAAUGGGUCUGACAGUUUGCAGUUAGUUGAACAUCCCUUAUUCCAAAGAAACUGAAAAUCUUUGAAGGUUCUGUAUGGUAGGAGACCGACCGGCAGACUUGAGUUCCUACUUUGAAAAAACCCAAAUAGUCCCCAAUUGCACGGCCGACGGGCUCGCUCCCAUUUUCUGCAACGCCAAUGGAACCUGCGAUCCCUACUACAAUACAGUUCGUUUUUCCAUCCAAAUUGGCCCAGUUAAUCUCAUAAAAACUCAGAUGAAGAAUAUCAAGAUUUGGCGGGCCAGUAACAAGCCAGCGAUUCGAAACGAGGUAACGAUUCCGCCUUUCUGUUGAAAACUUAUCAAUUUUCAAAAUUACAGCCAGUCAUCAAGGGAAUCGCUUCGGGUGUCUUUUUCGAGAACCUCUGGCCAAAGUACCUGCGAGCCGGGGAAGUUCUUUCGAAAGAUCGAAAGGUUGGUCCUUUCAAAACAUCAAUUUUCACGAAGCUUCUUCAGGACAAGGGCGAUAUUAACCGCGGAGGCCAUCCGAGCUAUAUCUACGCGGAAAGCGUCACCAACUUCAUGAUACUAGUAGGAGUGUUCUUCCCUUCAGCGACAGGCUCGAAUAUAAGACCAAAAGCCCUUGAUUAUUAAGAAAGUUGCAGGAAUCAUGGCUGGGUCCAACCGAUCUGGAAACUUGCGCGACGCCGCUCAAUCUAUUCCUAGAGGAACGCUGACCGCACAAAUUUUCAGUAGCUGUGUCUGUGAGUGAUAGAAUUAUUAGCGCAAAAAAUAUUAAAGUUACUACAAUCUUUACUCAAAACUGUUUAGACUUGACUGGAGUGGUUCUAUUCGGCUCAACGGUGUCGGAGAUGUUCAUUCGUGACAAGUACGGUCGUUCUGCGAUGGGAAAACUGAUCAUCUCUGAAGUCGCCUAUCCAUUUCCCUUCGUCAUUCUUGUCGGCUGCUUCAUGUCGACGAUUGGAGCCGGAAUGCAGUCGCUCACUGGAGCGCCAAGACUUCUUCAAGCUAUCGCUGCUGGUAACUCUUCUUUCGCACAAUUCAUUGCAAAAUUCGUCCUUUAGAUGACGUCCUGCCUUUCUUGAAGCCGUUCCGCAAGAUGGACAAACGAGGAGAACCGAUUCGUGCCAUUCUGCUUACUCUUCUCAUUUGCUGGUGCGGUAUCCUCAUCGCCGUCAUCGAGAAUAUUACGGCGCUCAUCACCCAGUGAGCUCCCACUUUAUUAUAUUCUUUUGAAUUUCAACUUGAUAGGUUCUUCUUGAUGUGCUAUCUUGGUGUGAACACUGCCUGCGCUCUCCAAUCGCUUCUUAAAUCUCCUGGUUGGCGUCCUGGAUUCCGUUACUUCCACUGGUAAGAUAUUUUGGCCUGAGAAUUAUUCCAAACAAUUUCUUAGGUCUCUCUCCAUGGUCGGAGCGAUUCUGUGUGUAGUAGUCAUGUUCAUUUCGGCGUGGCAUUUCGCUCUUUUUGCUAUUUUCAUCGGCGCCGCCGUUUACAAGUACAUCGAGUACGCUGGUGCGGAAAAAGAAUGGGGAGAUGGUAUUCGAGGUCUUGGGCUGUCUGCUGCGAGGUCUGUCAAGUUUCACGGAAAAAAAAAAUAGGAAAAAAUUCUUUAGAUUCGCUCUGCUCAAUCUCGACGACAAGCCACAACAUUCAAGGAACUGGCGACCACAGCUACUCGUCAUCACUGGAGACACAGAUUCGCAACACACUCAGGGACUUUUGUCGUUCGUCAGUCAGCUCAAAGCCGGCAAGGUAUAAUUAAACGCACGGUCUACUAUAAAACCUGACUUUUUGUAGGGGCUCACCCUGGUCGCUCAUUGCAUAGAGGGAGAAUUCACACGAGAUCACGACCAAGCAGCCGUUGAUCUCGAAAAGCUGAAGGCUCUUCUCAAGAAGAACAAAAUCAAGGGUUUCAGUGAUGUUCUUAUCGCAGAGAACUUCAUUGAGGGCAUCAGCUGCCUGGUCCAGGUACUCAUAUAACUAUAAAAGUUGCUUUAAAAAAUCUUUUCAGACGUCUGGAUUGGGUGGAAUGAGACACAACACCGUGGCGCUCGCCUGGCCAGAAAGAUGGAACUCCGAGCAUCAAUGGCACAUCGCGCAUCGAUUCGUUUCUUCCAUCCGAUCUUCCACCGCUGCCGGGUAUCCAAACCGGAGAGUUCAUUGACAUAAACUAGUUUGUAUUCAGAUGCGCCAUAAUGGUCGCGAAAUACGCCGACAAGUUCCCAGCAAGUAGCACAAAAGUCUCUGGAUUCAUCGACGUUUGGUCAGUGAAAUCCAAAAGUUUCCGCAACUUCUAGAAAUAGCUACUUCUCACCUAGAGCUUCAGUUUGAACUAUUUCUCUGAAAAGGAGAUAGCCCAUAAAAAAAAACUACAUCCGAGUAAAAAAUUUUCAAAGGCCUUGUUGCAGUUUUUUUAUUAUACUUCUCAUGAAAGCAUAAGACGUCUUUAAAUUUUUCUGAAUUAUUCAGAUGGUGAGAAGAAGAAGUUGUAGAUUUUCACUGAAAGCCACAAAGAGGCGCUUUAAAAAAGCUUUUCUCACAUAAUUUUGGUAGAACUGCUAAACGACUUGAAACAUCUCGAAGGCUCUCAGAGUUUUUCCAUAGAUCAUUCGCACUUUUGUAGGUGGGUUGUACAUGAUGGUGGUUUGUUGAUGCUUCUGCCAUUCCUUCUCCGUCAACACAAAACUUGGAAGAACACUACGGUCCGGCUAUUCGCCAUCGCCCAGAUGGAGGUUCUCAUGCCGUUACCAUGCAUUUUUUAUCACUACUACUUCAGGACAACAACGUACAAAUGAAGGCCGACUUGGAGAAGUUCCUCUACCAUCUUCGCAUUGAAGCUCAAGUCUUUGUUAUUGAGAUGGUAAAUUCAUUGAAAAUUCGGAAAAUCUGAAUCGAAUUCAGACCGAUUCGGACAUUUCUGACUACACCUACGAGAGAACAAUGAAAAUGGAAGAGAGGAGCAAACUUCUUCGCAACAUGAACAAGGCCGACCGCGAGAAAGACAUCCAAACUCAUCUCGAACAAGCCGUGACACGGGAGAGGAAGCUCAGCAAGAUCAACGAGGAAGCGGUGAGUGAUUUCCCCCUUCGCAAAUGAAAAUCUAUUCAGUUUGGAAAAUCCUGAUCUUGAAAACAUUACAGAGCGCCCCAGUGACGCAACGUCUUGAGGCGGUCACGGAACACGCCGAAGAGCAGCCAGCCAGUGUGACUUCUCCGACGAAGAGCGACCGUGGAGUCCGCUUUUCAGAGGAUGAAAGCAGUGUCGAGGUAUGUUCUCAACAGGCAUCUGCUUUAUAUUUUCAGUGUGGAAAAAUCGAUACCUUUGUGCGGGAAAGAUGAAGACUCCUAAUCAAUACUAAUAUUUCAGCCGAAAACUGGCAACGGAACUCUCGAAAAGGAUUCUGAAGAGAAACGAAGGAAGCGACGAUACAAUGUUCACAAGAUGCACACAGCCGUCAAGCUUGGCGAAAUGAUGCGAGAAAAGUCGGCGGGAGCCCAACUCGUCAUCGUCAAUCUUCCUGGUCCUCCGGAUCCAGAUUCAGACACACAUUGUUGGUUUUUUUUUUCAAGUGACUUAUAAAUUAUAAUCAUACGUGGAGGUAACGAUGAAAAUUAGAAAACCACAAGCACGAGAAAUAUUUUAAAAACUAAGAGGAAAAAAAGGUACAUCGGAAUCCUAAUUUCCAGAAAGUUGCGCUUUAUUCCUUUUUCUAAUUCAAAAAGUGAACCCCUCCUUUCGCUCUUAUUGAGUUUCUUACUGACCCAUGUAUGAAAGUAGACUCGUAAUGAUGAUGUCACAACCGAAUGAGCUGAUUUCAGACAUGGACUUCAUCGAAGCUCUGACCGAAGGCCUCGACCGGGUACUUCUUGUACGCGGAACCGGCGCCGAAGUCGUCACAAUCUACUCAUAA
Messenger RNA from Caenorhabditis auriculariae, 7939 nucleotides. NCBI's taxonomy places the organism in Eukaryota, Metazoa, Nematoda, Chromadorea, Rhabditida, Rhabditidae. The record is from the annotation of a GenBank genome assembly.